Molecule: messenger RNA, 556 nt
Organism: Sinocyclocheilus rhinocerous
Lineage: Eukaryota; Metazoa; Chordata; Actinopteri; Cypriniformes; Cyprinidae
Product: ATPase family AAA domain-containing protein 1-B-like
Exons: 5
Coding region: 66-512 (148 amino acids)
Biological process (GO): extraction of mislocalized protein from mitochondrial outer membrane
Cellular component (GO): mitochondrial outer membrane
Molecular function (GO): ATP binding; ATP hydrolysis activity
Source: RefSeq, a predicted model, not a curated record
UUCAUCUUUAUGUCUUAGAUUCCUUUUUGAGGAGUCGUUCAAGUUCAGACCAUGAGGCCACCGCCAUGAUGAAGGCUCAGUUCAUGAGCUUAUGGGACGGACUGGAUACUGACUACAAUUGCCAAGUCAUAAUAAUGGGAGCCACCAAUCGGCCACAAGAUCUUGAUUCUGCUAUACUCCGAAGGAUGCCCACAAGAUUCCACAUCAAUCAGCCUAAUAUCAAGCAGAGGAAAGACAUAUUAAAACUGAUCCUGGAGAAUGAGAAUGUGGAGUGUGCUGUGGACUUUGGUGAAAUUGCAAAACAGACUGAUGGGUUCUCAGGAAGUGACCUCAGAGAGAUGUGCCGAGAUGCUGCUCUGCUUUGUGUGCGUGAAUUCGUGCACCAAGAAAGUCCAGAUGAAGACUUCAUCCGCCCAAUCAGGCAGGAAGACUUGCAGAGGGCAAUCGAGAAGAUGAGGAAAUCCAAAUCUGCUGGAGUGCAUGAGGCGUUUAUGCAUGUACCACUGGACUGAAUGUGAUGCUGCUGUUUUAAAAAAAAAAAAAACAAGAACCUAGA